This is a messenger RNA of Pongo pygmaeus (Bornean orangutan), 12708 nucleotides long. RefSeq names its product prune homolog 2 with BCH domain (gene PRUNE2). The coding region runs from base 258 to 9557 and encodes 3099 amino acids. The record is from RefSeq and is a predicted model, not a curated record. Gene Ontology annotation, biological process: apoptotic process. Gene Ontology annotation, cellular component: cytoplasm. NCBI's taxonomy places the organism in Eukaryota, Metazoa, Chordata, Mammalia, Primates, Hominidae. The transcript is spliced from 20 exons. Gene Ontology annotation, molecular function: pyrophosphatase activity.
CACCCACUUUCCUUAUUAGGGCAGAGUCGGGUGCCCAGAGCCGGCGGCCGGGCGAGGGGUGGGGCGGGGAGCCCUGGGGCGAGACGGCCGAGGGCGCAAGCACAGCCUCAGCCGCAGCCGCCUCAGAGCGGCAGGAGGGAGCAGUCGGUCGCUGCGUCCCGGCGGGCCACUUUCCCGGGACCCCGCUCAUCUUCCUUGGGCCGAGAUUUUCCACUGCGCCCCUCCGAGUACCCGGGUUCCAAACCCUUAGCCACGACAUGGAAGAAUUUUUGCAACGCGCCAAAUCUAAACUGAAUCGAAGCAAACGCUUGGAGAAGGUCCAUGUGGUUAUUGGGCCUAAAUCGUGUGACUUGGAUUCUCUGAUUUCUACCUUCACAUAUGCUUACUUUCUAGACAAGGUCAGUCCACCAGGGGUUCUGUGUUUACCAGUGCUGAACAUACCAAGAACUGAAUUCAACUACUUCACCGAGACAAGGUUUAUUUUAGAAGAGCUAAAUAUUUCCGAAUCAUUCCACAUAUUCCGGGAAGAAAUUAACCUGCAUCAGCUAAAUGAUGAAGGGAAGUUAUCGAUAACACUUGUUGGCAGUAAUGUGCUGGCGAGUGAAGACAAAACUUUAGAAUCAGCAGUUGUCAAAGUCAUUAAUCCGGUUGAGCAGAGCGAUGCCAACGUUGAGUUCCGAGAGUCUUCCUCUUCUCUCGUGCUGAAGGAGAUUCUCCAGGAGGCUCCUGAGCUCAUCACCGAGCAACUGGCUCAUCGCCUCAGAGGUAGCAUUCUUUUCAAGUGGAUGACCAUGGAAUCAGAGAAGAUCUCAGAGAAGCAGGAGGAAAUUCUUUCUAUCCUGGAAGAAAAAUUUCCUAACUUGCCUCCAAGAGAGGACAUCAUCAACGUCCUACAGGAGACCCAGUACAGUGCUCAGGGUUUAAGUAUUGAACAGACAAUGUUGAAAGAUCUAAAGGAACUGUCAGAUGGAGAAAUAAAAGUGGCCAUUAGUACUGUGAGCAUGAACCUUGAGAACUGUCUGUUUCACAGCAAUAUUACCAGUGACUUGAAAGCAUUUACAGACAAGUUUGGUUUUGAUGUCCUCAUCCUGUUCUCCAGCUAUCUGUCAGAGGAGCAGCAGCCAAGACGACAGAUUGCUGUGUACUCAGAAAACAUGGAGCUGUGCAGUCAGAUUUGCUGUGAGCUGGAAGAGUGUCAGAACCCUUGCCUAGAACUGGAGCCCUUUGACUGUGGCUGUGAUGAGAUCCUGGUGUACCAGCAAGAGGACCCUUCGGUGACUUGUGAUCAGGUGGUUCUCGUUGUCAAGGAAGUCAUCAACAGGAGGUGUCCAGAGAUGGUCUCCAACAGCCGGACGUCCUCAACAGAAGCCGUGGCAGGCAGUGCCCCCCUCUCCCAGGGGUCUUCUGGGAUUAUGGAAUUGUAUGGUUCUGACAUAGAGCCACAACCCAGCUCUGUGAAUUUCAUAGAGAACCCUCCAGAUCUCAAUGAUUCUAACCAGGCUCAGGUGGAUGCCAACGUAGACCUUGUUAGCCCAGACAGCGGACUGGCUACCAUUAGGAGCAGCCGCUCAUCCAAGGAGAGCUCUGUUUUCCUCAGUGAUGACAGCCCUGUGGGAGAAGGUGCUGGGCCUCACCACACCCUCCUCCCAGGGCUUGACCCCUACAGCCCCAUCCCUGAAGGGGCGGUGGCGGAGGAACACGCAUGGUCUGGAGAACACGGUGAACACUUCGACCUCUUCAAUUUUGACCCAGCACCCAUGGCUUCUGGACAGUCCCAGCAAUCUUCUCAUUCUGCAGACUACUCCCCAGCAGAUGACUUCUUCCCCAACAGUGACCUGUCAGAAGGACAGCUCCCCGCUGGGCCUGAAGGACUUGAUGGCAUGGGAACCAACGUGUCUAAUUAUUCAUCCAGUUCACUUUUGUCGGGGGCUGGCAAAGAUAGCCUUGUGGAAUAUGAUGAGGAGUUUGUCCAGAGACAAGACAGUCCCAGAGAUAACUCUGAAAGAAAUUUCAGCCUGACAGAUUUUGUGGGAGAUGAAUCCCCUUCCCCAGAAAGGCUAAAAAAUUUUGGAAAGAGGAUCCCACCAACACCCAUGAAUAGUUUAGUAGAAAGCUCGCCAUCCACUGAAGAACCAGCCUCACUCUAUACAGAAGAUAUGACCCAAAAAGCAACUGACACAGGUCACAUGGGGCCAUCUCAGACCCAUGCACGGUGCAGCAGCUGGUGGGGUGAUUUGGAAAUUGACUCCAAAAAUAUUGCAGAUGCGUGGAGUUCCAGUGAACAGGAAUCUGUUUUCCAGAGCCCUGAAUCAUGGAAAGAGCAUAAGCCAAGCUCCAUUGAUAAGACAGCCUCAGAUUCUGUAUUUCAACCAAAGAGUCUUGAAUUUACAAAGUCAGGUCCCUGGGAGUCUGAAUUUGGUCAGCCUGAACUGGGUAGCAAUGAUAUUCAAGACCAAAAUGAGGAAAGCUUGCCGUUCCAGAACCUGCCUGUGGAGAAGUCACCUUUGCCAAAUACAUCUCCCCAAGGAACAAACCACCUGAUAGAAGACUUUGCUUCUUUGUGGCAUUCUGGUCGCUCUCCCACAGCCAUACCCGAGCCCUGGGGAAAUCCUACAGAUGAUGGUGAACCAGCAGCUGUGGCACCAUUCCCAGCCUGGAGUGCAUUUGGUAAAGAAGAUCAUGCUGAAGCUUUAAAAAAUACCUGGAAUUUGCACCCAACAAGUGGCGAGACACCUUCUGUUAGGGACCCGAAUGAGUGGGCCAUGGCAAAAAGUGGGUUGGCCUUUUCUUCUUCAGAACUACUGGACAAUUCACCCAGUGAAAUAAACAAUGAAGCAGCUCCAGAAAUCUGGGGCAAGAGAAACAAUGACUCCAGGGAUCACAUCUUUGUACCUGGAAAUCCCAGUUCUGAUCUGGAUCACACAUGGACUAAUUCUAAGCAACCAAAAGAUCAGAAUGGUUUAGUGGAUCCUAAAACUAGGGGCAAGGUGUAUGAAAAGGUAGAUUCCUGGAACCUUUUUGAGGAGAAUAUGAAGAAAGGAGGGUCAGAUGUCUUAGUUCCUUGGGAAGAUUCCUUCUUAUCUUACAAAUGUUCUGAUUACAGUGCAUCCAACCUAGGAGAAGAUUCGGUGCCUUCCCCCUUAGAUACCAAUUAUUCCACCUCAGACUCUUACACAUCACCAACAUUUGCUGGAGAUGAAAAGGAAACUGAACACAAGCCAUUUGCUAAAGAGGAAGGUUUUGAGUCAAAAGAUGGUAACUCCACGGCAGAGGAGACUGACAUUCCUCCUCAGUCACUGCAACAGUCAUCUCGAAAUCGAAUCAGUUCAGGUCCUGGGAACCUCGACAUGUGGGCUUCACCUCAUACAGAUAACAGUUCUGAAAUAAAUGCCACUCACGACCUGGAUGAAAAUGAACUCAAGACAGAGCACACAGAUGGUAAGAAUGUCUCCAUGGAGGAUGAUGUCGGGGAAAGCAGCCAGUCCAGUUACGACGACCCCAGCAUGAUGCAACUGUACAAUGAAACAAACCGACAACUUACACUUUUGCACAGCAGCACCAACUCCCGGCAGACGGCCCCUGACAGUCUCGACUUGUGGAACAGAGUGAUUUUGGAGGAUACUCAGUCCACUGCAACGAUCUCAGAUAUGGACAAUGAUUUGGACUGGGAUGACUGCAGUGGGGGUGUAGCAAUCCCCAGUGAUGGUCAAACAGAAGGAUACAUGGCUGAAGGUUCCGAGCCGGAAACCCGAUUUACAGUGAGACAGCUGGAACCCUGGGGCUUGGAGUAUCAGGAAGCAAAUCAGGUAGAUUGGGAGCUCCCUGCCUCUGAUGAGCAUACCAAGGACAGUGCUCCCAGUGAACAUCACACACUGAAUGAGAAAAGUGGGCAGCUAAUUGCAAACAGUAUUUGGGAUUCUGUCAUGAGAGAUAAAGACAUGUCAUCAUUCAUGUUACCAGGCUCCUCACAUAUCACAGAUUCAGAGCAAAGCGAAUUGCCUCCUGAAAUCCCCAGCCAUUCAGCAAAUGUUAAAGACAUUCACUCCCCAGAUGCGCCAGCAGCCUCUGGAACCAGUGAAUCAGAGGCACUUAUAUCUCAUCUUGACAACCAGGACACAGAGAGGGAAACCCUGCAAAGUGAUGCAGCAUCCUUGGCGACUAGGCUUGAGAAUCCAGGGCAUUUUGCACACCCAGAUCCAUGGAAAGGUCAUGGCGAUGGACAAAGUGAAAUUGAGAAGGAAGCCCAGGGAGCCACCGACAGGGGGCACCUUGAUGAAGAGGAGGUGAUCGCCUCUGGUGUGGAGAAUGCCUCAGGGAUUUCUGAAAAAGGGCAGAGUGACCAGGAACUAUCUUCUCUGGUUGCAUCUGAACAUCAGGAAAUCUGCGUUAAAUCAGGCAAAAUCAGCUCUCUUGCUGUCACUUUCAGUCCUCAAACUGAGGAACCAGAGGAAGUUUUAGAGUGUGAGGCGGGGUCUUACAAUCUAGACUCCCGUGAUGUGCAAACAGGGAUGUCCGCAGAUAACCUGCAGCCAAAAGAUACCUAUGAAAAGCACCUCAUGAGUCAGAGAAAUUCAGGUGAAACUACUGAGACUUCAGAUGGGAUGAAUUUCACAAAAUAUGUAUCUGUACCUGAAAAGGAUCUUGAGAAAACUGAAGAAUGUAACAUUCUAGAGCCAGAGAACGUGGGUGGAGGGCCACCUCACAAAGUUCCCCGAAGUCUUGACUUUGGGGACGUCCCUAUAGACAGUGAUGUGCAUGUCAGCAGCACACGUUCUGAGAUAACCAAAAAUCUUGACGUUAAGGGGACUGAAAAUAGCCUUCCAGGAGCCGGUUCAUCUGAAAAUUUCGACAGUGAUACUAUUUCUAGUGAGUAUACUCAUUCAAGUGCAUCAAGUCCUGAGUUAAAUGACUCUUCGGUUGCACUGUCCUCCUGGGGCCAACAACCUAGUUCCGGGUAUCAGGAAGAAAACCAAGGCAACUGGAGUGAACAGAAUCACCAAGAAUCUGAACUAAUUACCACUGAUGGCCAAGUAGAAAUAGUUACCAAAAUGAAGGAUUUAGAGAAAAACAGAAUAAAUGAGUUUGAAAAGAGCUUUGAUCGCAAAACUCCUACAUUUUUAGAGAUCUGGAAUGACUCGGUUGAUGGUGAUUCCUUUUCCUCUUUAUCCAGUCCUGAAACAGGCAAAUAUUCUGAACAUUCAGGGACACAUCAGGAAAGCAAUCUAAUUGCUAGCUACCAGGAGAAAAAUGAACAUGACAUUUCUGCAACUGUGCAGCCAGAGGAUGCCAGGGUCAUUUCAACAAGCUCAGGUUCUGAUGAUGACAGUGUCGGUGGUGAAGGGUCAGUGGAGGAAGAGAUCCAGGUGGCCAACUGCCACGUUGCUGAGGAUGAAUCCAGAGCUUGGGAUUCAUUGAAUGAAUCUAAUAAGUUCUUGGUCACAGCUGAUCCUAAGUCUGAAAAUAUUUAUGACUACCUAGACAGCUCAGAGCCAGCAGAGAAUGAGAAUAAGUCAAACCCAUUCUGUGACAAUCAACAAAGCAGCCCUGAUCCCUGGACUUUCUCACCAUUAACGGAGACUGAAAUGCAGAUUACAGCAGUGGAGAAGGAGACGAGAUCUUCUCCAGAAACAGGGAAGACAGGAGAUGUUGCAUGGCAAAUAUCUCCCAAAGCUGAACCAAAGAACGAAGAUAAUUCUCAACUGGAAAUGCUGGGCUUCUCAGCUGGUAGCACUGAGUGGUGGAAUGCCUCACCCCAGGAAGGGAGACUAAUUGAAAGUCCAUUUGAAAGGGAGCUGUCUGACUCCAGUGGUGUGUUGGAGAUAAAUUCUUCAGUAUACCAAAACGCCAGUCCCUGGGGAGUACCAGUUCAGGGUGAUAUUGAGCCCGUGGAAACACACUAUACUAAUCCUUUUAGUGACAACCAUCAGUCACCCUUUCUGGAAGGUAAUAGGAAGAACUCCCAUGAGCAACUCUGGAACAUUCAACCAAGGCAGCCAGACCCAGAUGCUGACAAGUUCAGCCAGCUUGUAAUAUUAGACCAAAUUAAAGAAAAGGACUCAAGAGUGCAAACCUUUGUGUCUGCUGCUGGUGAUGAGCUGACUCCUGAAACACCUACCCAAGAGAAGUGUCAGGACGCCAUGCUGUCAGUCUGCGAUCAGCCAGACGCAGCCUUUACUCACGCAGAGGAAAAUAGUUGUGUUACAUCUAAUGUUUCAACUAAUGAAGGUCAAGAAACAAAUCAGUGGGAACAAGAAAAAUCAUACCUAGGUGAGAUGACAAAUUCAAGCAUUGCCACAGAAAAUUUUCCUGCUGUCAGUUCUCCCACCCAACUGAUAAUGAAGCCAGGCUCUGAAUGGGAUGGCUCUACCCCAAGUGAGGACUCCCGAGGUACCUUUGUGCCAGAUAUUUUACAUGGCAACUUUCAAGAGGGUGGGCAGCUGGCCUCUGCCACGCCUGACUUGUGGACAGAUGCUAAGAAGCCCUUCAGUUUGAAAGCAGAUGGUGAGAAUCCUGAUAUCCUGACACACUGCGACCAUGACAGCAAUUCUCAGGCUUCCAACAGCCCUGAUAUAUGUCAUGAUUCUGAAGCAAAGCAAGAGACUGAGAAGCACCUCAGUGCUUGUAUGGGACCUGAAGUGGAAUCCAGUGAGCUUUGUCUCACUGAGCCAGAGAUAGAUGAAGAACCCAUUUAUGAGCCUGGACAGGAGUUUGUCCCAUCCAAUGCAGAACUCGAUUCUGAAAACGCAACUCUGCUGCCUCCAAUUGGCAAUCAAGCAGACAUAAAGGGCUCCUCUCAGCCCGCCUCUCAUAAAGGUUCACCUGAACCUUCUGAAAUAAACGGUGACAACAGUACAGGUUUACAACUAUCAGAAAAAGGAGGCAGCCCAGAUAUGGCACCAAUUUUGGAACCAGUUGACAGAAGAAUCCCAAGGAUUGAAAAUGUGGCAACUAGCAUUUUUGUAACUCACCAAGAGCCAACUCCAGAAGGUGACAGUUCUUGGAUAUCAGACAGCUUUUCUCCUGAAAGUCAGCCUGGUGCAAGAGCUUUGUUUGAUGAUGAUCCACAUUUAUCCACAGAGAAUCCUGUCAUGGUUCCUGAUGCUUUGCUAGCCUCAGACACUUGUCUGGAUAUAAGCGAAGCUGCCUUUGACCACAGUUUCAGCGAUGCCUCAGGUCUCAACACAUCCACGGGAACAAUAGAUGACAUGAGUAAACUGACAUUAUCCGAAGGCCAUCCCGAAACGCCAGUUGAUGGGGACCUAGGGAAGCAAGAUAUCUGCUCAUCUGAAGCCUCGUGGGGUGAUUUUGAAUACGAUGUAAUGGGCCAGAAUAUCGAUGAAGAUUUACUGAGAGAGCCUGAACACUUCCUGUAUGGUGGUGACCCUCCUUUGGAGGAAGAUUCUCUGAAGCAGUCUCUGGCACCAUACACACCUCCCUUUGAUUUGUCUUAUCUCACAGAACCUGCCCAGAGUGCUGAAACAAUAGAGGAAGCUGGGUCUCCAGAGGAUGAAUCUCUGGGAUGCAGAGCAGCAGAGAUAGUGCUUUCUGCACUUCCUGAUCGAAGAAGUGAGGGAAACCAGGCUGAGACCAAAAACAGACUGCCUGCAUCCCGGCUGGCUGUGCUGCAUAUUCCUGAAGACCCUGAGUCCGUUUAUUUGCCGGUAGGAGCAGGCUCCAACAUUUUGUCUCCAUCAAACAUUGACUGGGAAGUAGAAACGGAUAAUUCUGAUUUACCAGCAGGUGGAGACAUAGGACCACCAAAUGAUGUCAGCAAGGAAAUAUCAGAAUUGGAAGAAGAAAAAACAAUUCCUACCAAAGAGCCUGAGCAGAUAAAAUCAGAAUACAAGGAAGAAAGACGUACAGAGAAGAAUGAAGAUCGUCAUGCACUACACAUGGAUUACAUACUUGUAAACCGUGAAGAAAAUUCACACUCAAAGCCGGAGGCCUGUGAAGAAAGAGAAAGCAUAGCUGAUUUAGAAUUGUACGUAGGUUCCAAAGAAACAGGGCUGCAGGGAACUCAGUUAGCAAGCUUCCCAGACACAUGUCAGCCAGCCUCCUUAAAUGAAAGAAAAGGUCUCUCUGUAGAGAAAAUGUCUUCUAAAGGCGAUACGAGAUCAUCUUUUGAAAGCCCUGCACAAGACCAGAGUUGGAUGUUCUUGGGCCAUAGUGAGGUUGGUGAUCCAUCACUGGAUGCCAGGGACUCAGGGCCUGGGUGGUCUGGCAAGACUGUGGAGCCAUUCUCUGAACUCAGCUUGGGUGAGGGUCCCCAGCUGCAGAUUCUGGAAGAAAUGAAGCCUCUAGAAUCUUUAGCACUAGAGGAAGCCUCUGGUCCAGUCAGCCAAUCACAGAAGAGUAAGAGCCGAGGCAGGGCUGGCCCGGAUGCAGUUACGUUGCAGGCUGUCACCCAUGACAAUGAAUGGGAAAUGCUUUCACCACAGCCUGUUCAGAAAAACAUGAUCCCUGACACAGAAAUGGAGGAGGAGACAGAGUUCCUUGAGCUCGGAACCAGGAAACCAAGACCAAAUGGACUACUGUCAGAGGAUGUAGGAAUGGACAUCCCCUUUGAAGAGGGCGUGCUGAGUCCCAGUGCUGCAGACAUGAGGCCUGAACCUCCUAAUUCUCUGGAUCUUAAUGACACUCAUCCUCGGAGAAUCAAGCUCACAGCCCCAAAUAUCAAUCUUUCUCUGGACCAAAGUGAAGGAUCUAUUCUCUCUGAUGAUAACUUGGACAGUCCAGAUGAAAUUGACAUCAAUGUGGAUGAACUUGAUACCCCCGAUGAAGCAGAUUCUUUUGAGUACGCUGGCCAUGAAGAUCCCACAGCCAACAAAGAUUCUGGCCAAGAGUCAGAGUCUAUUCCAGAAUAUACGGCCGAAGAGGAACGGGAGGACAACCGGCUUUGGAGGACAGUGGUGAUUGGAGAACAAGAGCAGCGCAUUGACAUGAAGGUCAUCGAGCCCUACAGGAGAGUCAUUUCUCAUGGAGGAUACUAUGGGGACGGUCUAAAUGCCAUCAUUGUGUUUGCCGCCUGUUUUCUGCCAGACAGCAGUCGGGCGGAUUACCACUAUGUCAUGGAAAAUCUUUUCCUAUAUGUAAUAAGUACUUUAGAGUUGAUGGUAGCUGAAGACUAUAUGAUUGUGUACUUGAAUGGUGCAACCCCAAGACGGCGGAUGCCAGGGCUAGGCUGGAUGAAGAAAUGCUACCAGAUGAUUGACAGACGGUUGAGGAAGAAUUUGAAAUCAUUCAUCAUUGUUCAUCCAUCUUGGUUCAUCAGAACAAUCCUUGCUGUGACACGACCUUUUAUAAGUUCAAAAUUCAGCAGUAAAAUUAAAUAUGUCAAUAGCUUAUCAGAACUCAGUGGGCUGAUCCCAAUGGAUUGCAUCCACAUUCCAGAGAGCAUCAUCAAGUACGAUGAAGAGAGAUCUUAUAAGAGAAGUGUGAGACUGGAUGAAGAACUGAGGGAAGCAUCAGAGGCAGCUAAAACUAGCUGCCUUUACAAUGAUCCAGAAAUGUCUUCUAUGGAGAAGGAUAUUGACUUGAAGCUGAAAGAAAAGCCCUAGUUGGCCACGCUGGAAGAAGAGGAUGCUUUUCUGGUUCAUGGUUCUGUUGAAACAUAUCUACCUGAAAGAGACAGGGCUGAUGUUACCUUUUUCCACUUUGCACUACCUGGUGCCAUUCUAAAUUUCUAAGGGGAAAAAUAGGAAGAAAGUUUGUUUACUCUUAAGAUAUUUUAUGAAAUUGUGUGUACUUUCCUAUUUUGCCAAUUAUGUGCCUCAAAGAUUUUAGUUGAGCCUUAGCAAGAAAGUAGGACCUUCCAUUUCAAUACUUCGUUAACACGGUGCAGUGAUACUUUGUCCCUUAGACUGGUGUUUACCAGUAAGAUACCUUUAAUCCACUGUUAAGUAUGAGUGGAUUUGUUUCCAUAGAUUAGCUGGAUUUCCUUUUGCAGAUUGUUUCCCCUGUUUGACUCCACCUUUAAAUCCUAAGCCUGACUAGGACAGCCACAAACCACACAAGGUGUAAAACCAUCAUCAGCUAAGUGCCCGCUUUGUUCUUGUUUACCAGAAUCUCCUUUAACUUCUCAAAGGGAAGCCGGGCUUUCUAAUCCACAUCAACUUUAUUUUAGUUGUCAAAUUGGGCAUUAUAUUUUAUGUAAAUUAGUCUUUUAAUAGAUCAUUUUUCUGAUGAAUGUUGGUGACCUCCACAUUGCGAAAUUUAAGAAUCCGUGUUGCAUGUUUGGUAGCUCUCUGAGCUUCAGGCCAUAAACUCAGCUCCAGAGUUUACCUUUUAAGUGCCAAGAACUCAAGGGCAAGGUGGCCUACUCAAAAAUCAUUUGGUAGCAUUCAGUUAUUCAUGAAUUCCUCUCUCGCAUGCAUUAUAAAAAGUGAUCUGCUUUAAAACACUGUAAUCUGAUCAUAGGCUUAAAAUUAAAUAUGAGUAUGUGCUUUCAUGUACAAAAUAUUUCCUUUAUAGUCUUCAUAUGCCCUUUAAAAUGCCAACAAGAUUUCAAGGCUGUAGGCCUCUAGUGAGGUGAGGUGGCAAACCACAGCUAAGUCUAGCUCACCACUGUAAGCUAAGAAUGGUUUUUACAUUUUGGGUUGGAAAAAAUUUUUUGGAAUAUUUCAUGACAUAUGAAAAUUAUUCAAAUGUUAGUACCGAUAAAUAAAGUGUUACUGAAACACAGCCACACAAACUUGUUUUUGUACUGUCUACAGCUGCUUUCACACUACAGCCGCAGAGCUGAGCAGUUCAGCAGACCAUAUGUCCCACAAUGCCUAAAACAUUGACUAUGUUUACAAAAAAAGUUUGCUGACCCUUGCUGUAGCAAACGCAUCCUUUCCUACUCCACCCAAUUUGUAUUUAGAUAGUUUCUCUAACAGAACGGACAAAUGAGGCUGCAAACUAAUUUAUUUUUGUCAAAAAUCAAUGUUUUGACAUCCACAGACAGUGAAAUAAAAGAAAUGGCUUGCUGAAAAACAUGAGGAGGCCUAGCCACAAAAUCACUGCUUAGGUUGCAAUUGCCAAAAUGAAGCCUUCUUAGAAGCACUUCUUUAGUAUAUACAGGUGUUGGCUGAAGUCUGUGCCUCACUCUGGGAACCAUUCUUAGUCUCCAGUGUCUCCUAUUACAAAGAAGCUGGCAGAAAUAAAAAUGAAGGGGAGAGAGGGGUUCCACCCUAGUCUCAUGGUGGAAAAUUCAUUGGGGAGAGCUGUCCAGGAUACUUGGAGCCCUGGGUAGAAGGAGCUUGUAACUGCUUUAAAGUAGACGUCUUUGCACAGGUGAUUAAGUUUCUCUGACCUCAUUGCUUCACGUCUGUCUCCUCCUGUCCUUCCGCACGUGCCCACACACAUGCAGGUCAGCCCUCUUUCCUCCAUAAGCCUCCAUCGUUUUCUCCCUUCUCCCCUUGAUCCUUUCACGUGAGUAUCUUGUUGAAUUGUAUGUUCUGUUGGAUCUCCUCCUUCAUAACAUCUGGCUUGUUGGACAGAAAAACCCUACAGCCCACCCCCUCCCACAGCCCACCUCCACUUUUGAAAGCCCAAAUUACACCUCUCUCAGAACACAGUGUUGACGUAAAUACAGUUACACAAUAUUCCUGUUUGUUCACCUAUUUGCUACUUUCACUCAGUAGCGUCCCAUUUUGUAAAAUGAAUUCCAUGGUCACCCUGUCACAGGAAGUAAUGAAAAAUCCAGUGUUCAGUGUAGUGGUGCAAACCUGAGGGCAUAGAGCUGUUCAUAGAGGGCUCUUGUUAUAGCCAAACAGACACAGCAACAAUCUCACCAUUUAUAUGUAUAUUUUUAACUUGUCCAGCUCAUCUAUGGAAAACUACUCAGGUGGUAUGCUGUUUGAAGCCUCAUCUUCCUACAUGAAAAUUAUGGGCAUUUGUCCCAAUGAUUUUGUUUCAGCUGUUCUGUAGGCUGCAUAACCACUCUGACAUUUAGGUAUCUGCUAUUUUAUUAUCUUAAAAGACAAUUUAAUUGCAUGUGCUAGGGAAAAGCUACCAUGUAAAUUCACCCCAAGUAAAUAGAAUCCUAGAUGAAUCCUAGAAAAAUAAUCCCUAAGCAGAUAGGUAGACAGAGGUAAACAUUCACAUGAUUUAGCUCUCUAGCUCUUGCACUCUGAACAUUCUUGCUUUGGUUCUGACUUCUGGGAACUGCUUUGCAUUUCCCCUAUAGAUCUGUAGUUAAGGGAACCAAGGGGUCACUGGGGCAAAAGCAUUGUUUCUCAAAGCUCCUUGAUUAAGAGAAAGAACAGAAAUUUGCACAGAAGAUACUGUCAAGGAGUGAGAAAGUUUGUUUGAGGGCAGUAGGUCAGUGUGGAAGAAAAUACUGAAGUUUCUGUUGAAGCCAUACAAUGUUCUAUGGGGUUACUCUCUAAGACAUUCUCUGAGGUGUGUGAGGAAGUCACUACUCCUAGCCUUUGUUAAGAUGUAAUUUUAAGUAUUCAGUUAUGGUACUAUGUUUGCAACUCUUGUCUUAUCACAAUGCCUCAGUAGUUUGUUCCCUUAGAAACAUUUAGAUGUGCACAAAUUAAUCUUUUAUAUAUCUAAAGGUUUUUCUAUCAUGUAUUGGAUUGCUCAGAAUAAAGUGUCUAUUAGACUUCGUUUUGGUAAAUAAAUUCUCCUUCAUGUAGAUUAAUAAUAUAAAAGUCUGUAAUGACACAAUAUAUCUAUAUAGCCUCACUGUAUAAUUCAGAAAUAAAAAUUGAUUCUGCA